CUGUCUCCCCUCCCCUCCCCCCAUGUGACCCACCCCUCCAAAACCUCUGGGCUUAAAAAAAUCCCCCAAAAAUCCAAAUCAGAAAGAGAGAAAGAAAAGGAGUGUCUGCAACUAAAUAUGCCUCCGGUAGUACUCAUUGCCAUGAUUAUGUCUUCUGCAAACCCAUUGUACUCUUUUUAUUAAUAUCUCCACCUCCAUCUCUCUCUCUCUCUCUCUCUCCACUUCUCCAGUGAUUUUAUUAGCAGAGUCCCCAAGAUCGUUGCAGUUGUUGCCUUGUUGGGGUUGGUUAAUUGGGUUCCUUCCUUUUUUUUGUUUUUUGAGUGGUUUAGUUUUCUCUCUCUAAUAAUCCACAAAGCUAGGCACAAACACCCAUCCUCUCUAUAUUUGGGAGGGUAUAACAUUGCGAGAGAACAUGGCGCAAUUACCUCCUAAAAUACCCAGCAUGACUCAGAACUGGGCGCCAUUCCCCCACCACAGAAUAAUGCCCUCAAUGGCCAACUUCCUCCCCUCCUCCGCCGCCGUCAACCACCCUCCCUCCCCCCCUCACACCCAGCAGCAGCAACAGUCCUCUUCGUGUUGGAUGGACGAGUUCCUAGACUUCUCCUCCGCCCGGCGCGGGGCCCACCGGCGGUCGGCCAGCGACUCCAUCGCGUUCCUGGAGUCGCCGCUGAAUGUGCUCGACGAGGAGUGCGGGAGGAACCCCACCGUCCACGGCGCCAACAACAUCGGCGCGUCGUUCGACCGCCUCGACGACGAGCAGCUCAUGUCCAUGUUCUCCGACGACGUCGCCGUCCCCCCGACCGUCACCUCGUCGUCGAACCCCUCCACGCCGUCCGACCAGAACAGCAACAACGACGAGAUUCACGAGAACGUGAACAACAACAAUGUCAAUCACCGGCCGUUGAUGCAUCUCACGAUCGACGGCCAGCAGCAGCAGCAGCAGCCGAAGAGCGAGCCCGGCGAGGGCGAGAGCGAGUGCGAUCCCAGCGACCCGCAUUCUCAGUCCCAUGCGCCACUGCCGACCUCCCCCGCCGAUCCCAAGAGGGUAAAAAGAAUCUUGGCGAAUCGGCAAUCGGCCCAGCGGUCCAGAGUGAGAAAGCUGCAGUACAUAUCGGAGCUCGAACGCAGCGUCACAUCAUUGCAGUCGGAGGUGUCGGCGCUUUCACCGAGGGUUGCGUUUCUAGAUCACCAGAGGUUGAUUCUCAAUGUGGAUAACAGUGCUCUCAAGCAAAGGAUUGCUGCUCUGGCUCAAGAUAAGCUCUUCAAAGAUGCUCAUCAAGAGGCAUUAAAGAAGGAAAUAGAGAGAUUAAGGCAGGUUUAUCAGCACCAAACCCUAAAGAAGAUGGGGAACAAUGGCAAUAACAACAACCAAAACGCCGCCGCAGCUCCACCGCAACAGCAGCAAGCACACCACCACAACCCGGCGGACAUCAUGCUCUGUACGGAUCACAAGGAGCAGCAGCAGAUUAUGAAUUGAAUGAAAGAAAGAAAGAAGAAGAAAUAUCAUAAUUAACCAAGCAAAAGCGUUUCAGUUUUUAAUCUUUUUGUUUUCUUUAGGGGGCUAACUCGGUCCUUUUCAUUCAUUCACGUGAUGUGUGUUCCCCACUAGGUGUGGGACCCCUGACAAGGUUUUGUGCGAUCGGAUUGGUGGGUGAGGAAGGCUGGUGACAGCGACACGUGGAGCGCUUGGAUAGGGUGCUGAAAUCAUUUUAUUAAUUUUCAGUAAAAUCAAUUCUUUGUUUUGUUGGGGAAGGGAGGAGGUUGGCCACGUGGCUUUUGGUUUCUGUUUUUUUUUUUUUUUUUUUUUUUUUUUCAGAUUAAUUUUUUGGAGGGACGGUGGGGUUAUUAUUGUCUUUUAAAUUCGUUCUUUGGAAUUGGAUGGGGGAAGAGACUCAACUAUUCAGUGGGACGAAUUGAAGAAGAAUGUGUCAGGUCAUGUUCUAAGUCAGGUCUGUGAUUGUUUUAUCUUUAGUUUCUUUCUUUACCCCUUGGGAGUUGGGACCAAUAAUGUGCUACACUUGUUUUUGUUGUUUGAUUCUUUUGGAAAGAAAUGUAAAAAUUUAUAACAUUUUAACAUGCAUCUUCGAAUUGGUAAUCCUACCGAUAA
This is a messenger RNA of Rosa rugosa (rugosa rose), 2107 nucleotides long. RefSeq names its product basic leucine zipper 34-like. Gene Ontology annotation, biological process: positive regulation of DNA-templated transcription. Lineage: Eukaryota; Viridiplantae; Streptophyta; Magnoliopsida; Rosales; Rosaceae. The transcript is spliced from 4 exons. The coding region runs from base 413 to 1477 and encodes 354 amino acids. Gene Ontology annotation, molecular function: DNA-binding transcription factor activity; DNA binding. The record is from RefSeq and is a predicted model, not a curated record. Gene Ontology annotation, cellular component: nucleus.